AUGGAAUCCACCUCUACCUCUACCACUCAAGCCUCAAGUCCAAGUGCCUUACCCUCUCAACCUCUACCUAACCCCAAGGGUGGCAUCAAUGCUAUUACCUUGUGGUCUGGAACCAAAUUGCAAGAGAAGAGUCAUGAAGAGCCAAGUCCAAUAGAGGUCACUCAAGAUGAGGAUGUGGUUGAGAUAGAAGAAUUUGAUGAUGAGGAUGAAGCCCAAAAGGUAGUGGAAGAAGUGAUUGCUCAACCAAGGGGCGGAAUGCCUAAGGAUGGGGAUGUCUUGCAAGGAGCUACUCCAAUCCCAUUUCCAACAUCGGCAAGGAAAACCAAGAAGCAAGUUGAGUUGGACCCCAAAAUGGUGGAGAUGUUCAAGAAAGUUGAGGUUACUAUUCCUCUCUUUGAUGCUAUCCGCCAAGUGCCUAAAUAUAUAAAGUUUCUUAAGGACUUAUGUAUGCAUAAGGAGAAAAUUUGUGAAUUAGAGACUAUACCAUUGGGGAGUUCAAUUUCUGCUUUAAUGGAUAGUGUGCCAGAAAAGUGUGGUGACCCCGACCCUUGCUUAGUAACUUGCACCACAGAUGGAGUCCAAUUUGUUGAUUGUAUGUGCAAUCAUGGCACUUGUGUGAGUACUAUGCCUUUAUCCGUCUAUGAGAUCUUAAAGCUCCCACCGCUAAAACGAUCGGCCACCCGGUUUGUUUUAGCAGACAAAAGCAUAAUUUCCGUGGUUGGUAUAGCGGAGGAUGUUCUAGUGAGCUUAAAGUGGUUAGUCUUCCCAAUUGAUUUCCAUAUUCUCAAGAUGUCCUCUAGUGACUCUGGUAGGACAUCAUCUAUAUUGCUUGGGAGACCAUUCUUGAAGACCUCCCGGUUCAAACUAUAUGCGUUUUCGGGCACCUAUUCAUUUGAGAUUGAUGGAAGAGAAGUGAGCUUUAAUCUUGAUGAAGCCAUGAGACAUCCACCGGAGGAUCACUCUAUUUUUCGGUGUGACUUGAUUGACAAUGUUGUAGUCGAAGUUCAUCAAGAUGGCUUUGAUGGAAAGAGUAUGAAUCAAGACCCAAGUGUGGGGAGUUCCCAUGUAUGUGAAGAAGAAGUCUUAUCACCUCCAAUGAUACCGGAAGACAAAGUACCAAGUCAUGAACAAAAUGCGGAUUUGAAACCACUCCCAACCCACCUAAAAUAUGGCUUUCUUGAGAAGAACCAAAAGUUCCCGGUAAUAAUUACAAGGGAGCUCACCUCCCAACAAGAGGAGAAGUUGCUCAAUGUUUUGAGGAGGAACAAGAAUGCCAUAGGGUAG
Molecule: messenger RNA, 1284 nt
Organism: Arachis ipaensis
Lineage: Eukaryota; Viridiplantae; Streptophyta; Magnoliopsida; Fabales; Fabaceae
Source: RefSeq, a predicted model, not a curated record